AUGAGGGACGAUUUACAUUUUAAUGUAAAGGUUUUUUAUUUAUUUAUUUUAUUUCCAAUACUUUGUAAUUUAACUUUUAGAGGUAUUUCAACAAAAUGUUUUCUAUAUAAAAAAUAUACAAUCACUCCAAUAGAACAAAGACCAACGAUUGGGACUGCCACAGCAACUGGUAUUAACCAUUUACGAGAGUUUUUAUUGUCACAUUCCGAUUUAAAAUCAGUUUCGAGUAAAACUGAAAAGUCUGGAUCGAUAAUUGAUUGGUUUACAAAAUGUGGUAGAUUUAAUGUUGCAAUUACUGAAUUACCAUUAUUAUUAACAUCAAUUGAUAAAUAUGUUGGUCUUCCAUCUGAUAGUAUUUGA
This is a messenger RNA of Dictyostelium discoideum AX4, 360 nucleotides long. RefSeq lists its product as hypothetical. NCBI's taxonomy places the organism in Eukaryota, Evosea, Eumycetozoa, Dictyosteliales, Dictyosteliaceae. Bases 1 to 360 code for a protein of 119 amino acids. The transcript has a single exon. The record is from RefSeq and is a predicted model, not a curated record.